AUGGGGAGUCAAGUUGACAGCAAGUUCACUUGGGUGAUUCAUAACUUACCCUAUUUUCAUUCGGAGAGAAUUUAUUCCGACUCUUUCGAAAUUGGUGGCUGCAAUUGGCGUCUUAUUGCCUAUCCCAAGAGCAAAUGGCUUAACCGCUUGACUUUGGAAGUCGCUGACGCUGAAUCCAUUGCUAUUGGAUGGAGAAGGCUGGCAAACUUUUCCGUGACUAUAGUAAAUCAGGCUCUUGAAAAAAUCUACCGACGACAAGGUCAUUAUUUCUGA
Molecule: messenger RNA, 273 nt
Organism: Eruca vesicaria subsp. sativa (arugula)
Lineage: Eukaryota; Viridiplantae; Streptophyta; Magnoliopsida; Brassicales; Brassicaceae
Source: the annotation of a GenBank genome assembly